This is a messenger RNA of Psylliodes chrysocephalus, 1539 nucleotides long. Lineage: Eukaryota; Metazoa; Arthropoda; Insecta; Coleoptera; Chrysomelidae. The record is from the annotation of a GenBank genome assembly.
GGCGGUGUUAAACAACAAUAUUUGUUGAUCCAAAAUAAACAAUAAUUUUUCAUGUGCAUCUCCCAGAAGUCCGUUACAUUAAUGGAUCGUACGAAAAAGUAGUGAUGAUCAUCUACGAAUUUAGUUUUAAUUCAGCUUUAUCGAUAACCAGAUAGUGUCAAAAGAAGAACUGCCCGUAAUGGCAGACAGCCAAAGCCAAACGGUCGAAUAUCAAUGGGCGUAUUCCAUCAUGGACUCGAGUCGAGUCUCGACGUUCUUGAUAUCGAUGUUGCUUAUCGUAUACGGCUCUUUUCGCAGCCUAAACAUGGAGCAAGAGGCCAGAGAACGCGCUAACGGUACAACGAAUUCCUUGUUGAAUCCCCCGCAAUCUGUUUCCACUGAAAACAGCGUGCAGACAUUGGAUACGAUGCAGGCAUUGUGUUUGCCUUUGGGCGCCAGCGUGUCCCUUUUAGUUAUGUUUUUCUUUUUCGAUUCCAUGCAGAUGCUGUUUGCGAUUUGUACUGCUGUGAUUGCAACAGUUGCUCUUGCCUUCCUUCUUCUGCCAAUGUGUCAAUACAUAAUAGGACCAUGUUCAGAUGGAAAAAAGAUCUCGUUUGGAAUGUGCGGAAGGUUUACUGCCGCUGAACUGUUUUCUUUUUCUCUAUCUAUGUUCAUCGUUUGUAUUUGGGUUUUGACAGGUCAUUGGCUUUUGAUGGACGCAAUGGGUAUGGGAUUAUGCGUAGCUUUCAUUGCCUUUGUGAGAUUGCCCAGUUUAAAAGUAUCCACCCUACUUUUGACUGGUUUAUUAAUAUACGAUGUGUUUUGGGUGUUUUUCUCUUCGUAUAUUUUCAGCACCAAUGUCAUGGUCAAGGUAGCUACAAGACCGGCCGAAAACCCGGUGAGCAUAGUUGCUAGAAAAUUGCACAUAGGGGGCGUUGCCAAAGAAGCGCCGAAACUCAGUCUGCCUGGUAAACUUUUGUUUCCAUGCAUUCAUAAUUCGGGACACUUUAGUAUGUUAGGUUUAGGAGACAUUGUGAUGCCGGGUCUGUUGCUGUGUUUCGUAUUGCGUUACGACGCCUAUAGGAAAUCCCAAGGUCUAUCCGGAUCCAGACUGACUUACUUUCAUUGUUCUCUUUUAGGUUAUUUUCUAGGCUUACUGACAGCUACUGUCACAUCCGAACUGUUCAAAGCCGCCCAACCAGCUCUCUUAUAUUUAGUUCCCUUCACUCUGUUACCUUUGCUCACAAUGGCGUACCUCAAGGGUGAUUUGAGAAAGAUGUGGUCUGAACCGUUUAAAUCACUAGCUGUUUCUAAGCAUUUACAAGAAGUGUGAUAGAGAUUUUCGACUGUUAUAUUAACUACUGUUACUUCAAUUUUAUUAUUAAAUUAAGAUAUUAAAAUGUGUUAUAUUACGAACAAAUGUUUAGUGAACUAAAAGAAAAAUAUCAAGAUUGUAAAAUUUUAUUUAUUUGUAUUAAUAUAAUAGCAUCUGUGGUCAAUUGAAAAAAGAAAUAGAUAAUUAUUUAUUCACUAGGUUUGAAAUAUUAAUACGUAUGUUAU